UUCGUAUACUAACUAACUAGAAUAAUAACAUGAUGAUAUACAGAUUAGUAUAUUAUACAGUAGUGUGUGUGUAUAUUUUUCUUUAAAAAGGAUAAUUAUUAUUGUACCUGAACGAAAGAAGUGAAUAUCCUAAAAUUAUUUUUUUUAUAUAAAAUAAUUUAUAGAAAAUAGAAUUAUUUGUUACUUCAAUUUAAUAUAAAAAUAUUUAAUUUCUAGCUAUCUAUCGCACAAAUAUUUCCAAUUAUAUAAAUAAAUACAUUUAAAAGAAUAUAUUUUACUGUGAAAAAUUAAAAAAAAAAAAAAAGAAAAGUAUAAGUAAUAAAAAUACAUACAAUAUAUAAAUACAUAUGUAUAUCUAUAGUUUUGACUAAUCGAUUCAGUAAAAAUAAAAAAAAUUUGAAAAACCUAUUUUAAUUUUUAAAUUUCGGAAAUUCCAAUGAAUCCUUUUAAUAAAUUUAAUUACUGUAGUAACCCUAAAAUAAAUUAACUUGUAACGAAGAUAAUGAUAGUAAUAUCAAAUGUGGAUAAUUAUUUUAAUGGUAAUGUCGAAACAACCACAGUUAUUGGAGUUCUUUUGGCAUCAGUUGCAUUAAUUUUAGUAUUUCUUUUAUAUGUUAAUCGUAAAUGGUGUUUUAAUGCAACCAAGGGAUUUACUUGCUGCAAUGAAAGCUCUACAAGAUACGUCCACAAAAUAACGCGUAGAAGAACAUUAGAAAACACAAGCUCAGAUUCUGAGGAAGAAAUUUUAAGAAGAUUACGUGCACAUAAUUCAUAUAAAGCAAAGUUUGGUUCAAAUUUAAGUGGCUUCAACAAUAAUAAUAAUAAUAAUAAUAAUAACAAUAAUAUUAGUAAUGGUUCAUUUAACACAUUUAAUUAUGAUGGAUUACAUCACGUUACCAUUGCGCCAAGAGAAUCAACGUAUGAUCCUUUAGGAAUAGCUGAAAAAGGUAAAGUAGGUAUUCCAUCGUCACAUAGUGAAUGUAGUUCCAAUGAUUCUGCUGAGGCUUCGAUAGAUAGUAAUUCAGGAAUUUUAACGGGACAAAAGAAAGAUCGGAAAGCGAUUACUGGUUUAUACCAACAAAACUCAGAUAGUAGUCAUUCAAUUAAGGAAACACGAAUAGAAAAUGAAAUCGAACGAAAAAAAUCAACAAAAUACCAAAAAGUUUCUUCUACUAUAGAAAUAGAGGACAAAGUAGAUAAUAUUUCGGAAUGCAAUGGAAAUAACGGAAAAGAUCAAUGCAUCGUCAAUUUAAUAAACGAUUCUAAUUUUGAUACAAGUGAUUUAAAAUCGCUAAAAUCAGAGAAUGGAGAUUCACAGAGUGCAUCUGAUAAAGUUGGUAUCAUUGAAAUUUCAUUAUUGUAUGAUGCACCAAUGAGAAAAAUGACGGUCCAUGUCUUACAAGCCAAAAAUAUUCCAUGUAAGGAUAAUGGCCAACAAACCCAUUCACAAGUUCGCCUUUUAAUGUUACCUAGUAAAAAACAAAAACAUAAAACCAAAAUACGGUCUGGAGAAAAUCCACAAUUUAUGGAAUCAUUUUUACUACAUCGAGUUAAUCCAGAAGAAGUUAAUUCAAUGGGUUUGAGAAUUAGACUGUAUGGUUGCGAGCGUAUGCGAAAAGAAAGGCUUAUCGGGGAAGCAAUUGUUAGUUUUGCGACAAUUGAUUUAGAAUUGGAAACCAAUUUAACAUUGCCUUUGGAGCCAAGAAUGAAAUCAGCGGCCACUGGGUCAACAAGUGAUGUUUUAAGUUUGGCUAGAUCAGAUAGUACUGGAUCAACAAUAUCUAUGCAACAGCAUGGUGGCGUUCCAGAAUUAUUGCUAGGAUUAUCAUAUAAUGGUAUAACUGGUAGACUUACGGUUGAAGUUGUGAAAGGGAGUCAUUUUAGGAGUUUGGCUUUAAAUAAAGCACCAGACACAUAUGUCAAACUUUGUUUGGUUAGUAGUAUUGGUCAAGAAAUGGCGAGAGCGAAAACCUCUACAAGAAGAGGUCAGCCAAAUCCAUUAUUCAAAGAAACUUUUGUUUUUCAAGUUGCCCUUUUUCAAUUAAAUGAUGUAACAUUAAUGGUAUCCGUUUAUGCCAAACGUAAUAUGAAACGAAAUGAAAUGGUUGGCUGGUUUAGUUUAGGCUUAAACUCUUCUGGACCAGAGGAAAUAGCACAUUGGGUAGAUAUGCGUGAAACAGCUAAAGGUGAAAUUUUAGCACGAUGGCAUAUAUUGGUGGAUUCCUGAUUUGAAUAGCUUGGACUAUCACAGCGACGUGGUAGCAACUUGAGUAACUUUUUAGAAUUUUCGAAAGAAAAGAAAAAAUCAAAAGAAUCAUCAAGUACAGCUGUUAAUGAUUCUUCAAUUGCUGUAGAAAUACAUGAACCUGAAUUGGAAUUAAAUUUUGUGUAACUUGUGCACAAAAUAAAAAAAAAAACAAUAUAAGUAAACAAAAAAAAAAAACAUCAUAAAUUUAAAAAGUUCAACUUUUGCAAUUAUAAUCGGUCGGCUAAAUUACCGAAAGUUAUUAUGCAAGAGUGGAAAAUGGGUAAUUUUUUAGAAUAAUUAUGUGUAUUUUCUACAUAUCAUUUGGAAUAAUUGCAAAAAUUUAAUAAGUAAAUUUAAAUAUUUUGUACAUUCCUUUCUUAAAUCCGCAAUGCAUUUUAGAAAGGAUAAAAAUUUUUUGAGCACUGCAAACUUCUCUUUCUUUUAUAAGUUAACAUUGUGAUAGAAGCAUAAAAAGAAUUUGAUAACCAAAAAAAAAAAAAAGAAGAAGAAAAAAAUAAAACAAAAAAAAAUUUAAAAAAAUUUUUGGAAUAGACUAAUAAAUGAUUGAAAGAUAUUAUAAACUUUAUAAAAUAUUAUAUUGCGAAUACAAGCGCUUUAAAAUUAUUAAUUUGCUUUCA
Molecule: messenger RNA, 2886 nt
Organism: Condylostylus longicornis
Lineage: Eukaryota; Metazoa; Arthropoda; Insecta; Diptera; Dolichopodidae
Gene: Syt14
Product: synaptotagmin-16
Exons: 8
Coding region: 503-2227 (574 amino acids)
Source: RefSeq, a predicted model, not a curated record